AUGAGCGAGACACCAGAAGUGACUCCGUCGCUCGACUUGAACGACAUCUUGCGUACCGAGGAAGCCGGCGAAGCGCACCAGUAUGGCUUUCUAGAAAACCAGAACAAAUAUUUCAUCAAGUCCGAGAAGCAACAGGUGGACGUAGAAAAAGUGACCCACAGAUUCAAGUACUUGUUGGGUCUCACGGGACUUUUCCAUCACUUCAUUGAAGCUAAAGCUAACCGUGAUCCUGUUUUCCGUAAAAUUGUAGAUGAGUUGUAUCUGAAGAGUUCUGGAACUGGAGCAGCUGGAUCAUCCAAGAGAGGAAGAAAAACAGAAAAAGAAGAGGAUGCUGAGUUGCUCAAUGACGAA
Messenger RNA from Scheffersomyces stipitis CBS 6054, 351 nucleotides. RefSeq names its product ATPase component of a four subunit chromatin remodeling complex (gene ISW1.1). Lineage: Eukaryota; Fungi; Ascomycota; Pichiomycetes; Serinales; Debaryomycetaceae. The record is from RefSeq and is a predicted model, not a curated record. The transcript is spliced from 2 exons. The annotation marks the transcript as partial.